Messenger RNA from Brenthis ino (lesser marbled fritillary), 1548 nucleotides. The record is from the annotation of a GenBank genome assembly. Lineage: Eukaryota; Metazoa; Arthropoda; Insecta; Lepidoptera; Nymphalidae.
AUGCAAGGAAAUAAGCACACCGUGACAGUUAUCGAUAAGGGUGUCUACCUCGUACAUCAGGAGGAAGAGAAAACAUCAAUACAAACAACCCCGAUAGUUAGUAUUGAUAAACUUUCAAAAGAAGAUGAAGUCAAGAAGGCGUCGUGGUUUGAUAGUAAAGCCCCAACAGUUUUUCAUUAUAUUGCGUUAGUGAUAUUAGGGGCUUUAACAUGGGGAUAUCUGUGGUGUGCAUUGGGCGAAGACUGGAGUUUAAACGGCCAAUGGUUUCGGCUAACAAUUAUCGGUGUCAUAGCGUGGGCGAGCGGUCUAAUACUUCAAGAGUUGACCACAUUACCGCCGCUCCUCGCUGCUUUACUUACGGGGAUCAUCGCUCGCCACUUUGGUUUUGUUGACAUGCGAGCAUAUCCAUAUAUCGAUGGGUUUUUAAGGAAAAUAUAUCCAGUGAUUAUUCUGGGAAAAGGAUCCUUAUCUUGGGACGUUAAGUUUAUAAAACAAAAUUGGAAGCAAGUGUUAGCCUUGGGAGCACUGCCUUGGAGCGCGGAAGUAUUGGCUGUAGCAGUCUGCACACAUUUCCUCCUUGGUUUCCCAUGGAUUUGGGGUUUCCUUUUGGGAUCCUUCUAUGCAUCAGUGUCGUGCCCUGUGAUAAUGCCGUCAGUAAUUAAACAUGGAAAGAGCGCUAGUGGAAAAGUGAAUUGGUCGCAACUUAUAUGUACGGCCGGUGGGCUGGACACCACUCUGAGCGUCGGUACAUUUGGCGUACUUUUCAGCUUUAUAUUUUAUGAGUUUGAUGACAGCUACCACUAUGUAAAAGCGAUUUUAGCGCUACCACUUGGCUUAGUGCUAGGAAUUGCAUGGGGAAGUCUGGCAAAGUAUAUACCCAAUCCAAACGAUGUCUUCGUAACUGAAUUGAGAGUUUUAUUUGUUCUUGCCGGAGGGCUUUUUGUGAACAUGUUCACUACUUCUAUUGGAUGGGGUGGAACAGGCGGUGUAGCGGUUCUUGCGUGUAAUGCAACAGCGGCGUCACACUGGUCCAAGACGGGAUGGAAAUUAAACCAGAAUCCGGCCGCUACCGUGUACCGAGUGCUGUGGUCGACAUGUGAGCCGGUGCUCUUUGCCUUCACUGGCACAUUUUUUGUAGUGCACAGUUCGAUAUCAGAAACUAUGCUAAUUGGAUUAGGGAUCUUACUUGUAUGCCUCACUGUAAGACUGAUAACUGCAGUGUUAGUUUGCUGGAAAUUAACUCUGAAACAGAAGAUCUUUGUAUGCUGUACAUGGAUACCAAAGUCGAUUGUCGAGGCUGUUCUAUGUCCUAUGGCAAUAAUCACCAUAAUUGCUCAAUGUCAGCACAUAGAAGAGUUAGCUAUUGCCGAAGACUUGAUGAGGCUUAUAGUACAAGCUAUAAUUAUAACAACUCCUAUUGGAUUUCUUCUUACUAAUAAUUUAGGCAGCAUGCUACUUAAUGAAAAUAAUUGUGAGGAUAUUGAAAGCAAACCCAGGUUCACGUCGAGAAAAUCAAGCGCAUUCCAUCAUGACGAAGAUAGCAAUUUA